GUUGGUUCCCCUUCCGAAAGUCUUUUAGAACAACAGCACCUUAUUACCCACAAAAUACUUUACACAAUUUUUGUGAUGAAUUUAGACAGCACGUGGUAUGCGUACUUUUUGUUUGUGUGGCGCGUUUAAAACUUUUAUGUUUAAGUUAAGUAUUUGUUUUGAAAAUUUGUCAUACUAAAAUUAAAAACAAACCAAUCACUGCAAGAUUGAGAUCAUGUCAUCUGUAAGUCCAAAAAAUCAUCCUUAUAAAGUAUGGAGCUCCGACAGGCAAACAAAAAAAGCUGUGGUUGCUUCGUCUCUAGAGGAGCUAAGAAAAAAGGGUGCCGAAAAGCUUGGUUAUGAACUCCACCCACCAUUGAAGGUGGUGUUAGAGUCUGAUGGAACAGAAGUGGAUGAUGAAAAUUACUUUCGAACAAGAAAUGAAGACACUGUAUUCGUAUUGCUCCGUGAAAAUGAACGGUGGAUCCCUACUGGUGUUGAGAUGUUAAGGGCGGGACAGGAUGUUGUGGAUGCUCCAGAAGUUUUGACUGCCAACUUUGCAUCCAAUUGUCUUGAGGAAAUAUUGAGUUACCUGAGGAAAGAUGUUGCUCUAAUCUUUAUGUUGAAAGAAGCGCAACUUGAGUUGGUUGCUGACAUGAAUAUAGAUGAACAUGCCAUUAGCCGGGCUGACAGAGACUUUCUGUUUCAUCUUCAAGGAGCUUGUGACAGAAUCCUGAUUGAUAGAAAGGAAGCUGAAGAUACUAAGACUUUACUAGGUCUCCUGAAGCAAACCUCUGAUGAAGUUGAUAGUGCUACUGCACCAAAAAGUCAAACUGAAUCCCUUGCCCAGUCUACUUCAGACUCUAAAUUAUUUAAUUCUUUAAGUAUAAUAAGAACGUGGCAGCAACAAGAAUAUGGAUCAACAAGAAAAGUAGACCCCAAAUAUGUAGAGGAAAACAAAGUGCAAACACGAAGCCAUGAUAAGUAUGGAACGUCACAAGUUGAAGAAACUGUGCAUCAAGUAAGAGGAAAGGCAUCAAACAGAAAGAAAAGUGAAACAAGACCAAAAAUAGACAGAAAGAGAAAAUGUGUAACAUCAGGCUCGUCAUCGAAAAAAGAGAGAAAAAAAUAAUAUUUAAAAAAAAAGGGUAUAUUUGUUGUUAAAACUAGGACUAAUAUUCAGUAAAGAAGCCCAUAUAUAUUUGACAGUUACAAAGUUUAUGUUUUAUCAAGUCUGCCACCAGUUCGUGUUUAUCACCGAUAAAUUAUUGCAAUUUUGUAACUCAAGCCUUUUUUGUGUUUUUUUUUUUUCGGUCUUACUUUUAAAUAAAUUCAAUGUAAUUGUUCUUUUUAGCAUUUAUAUUUGUAUAGUGAAAUUGAUUCAGUGAAACAGGCUGAAUAUUGGAGAUUAAUUUUCUUUAAUUCAUGAAAAUAAGCUUGGAAUAUGAAAGUUAAUCUUUUAAAGAUCCUAAACCAUGAGAUAGUAAUAUAUUAUUGAAAAAAAAUUGUUUUUUUUUCCUGCAAUUUAAUUUUCUUCAUUUUUUUCUGGAUUUUGUUUUGGAUAUUCUUUUUUUGACAAAUGUACGACCGUUUUAAGUAGUGAAGCCAUAGUUUACAGUAUAUAAAAAUAGCUUCUUUUAAUAAUAUAUUUGACAUUCCAGCAUAAUCUGUAUGAUGGCUAAAAACACUCACAAUAUUUCCUUCUUUCUUGACAGUACUUUCAGUGAAGGGGUAUUUGUUAAUCCUAUUCCAUUGGUUUUGUUAUCAAUAAAAUCUCGUGGCCCUUUAUAAUGCAAAACCUAUAGUUAGAAAUACUUAAUAAAUAUUCACCCUCUGUACACUAUACCCAACUUACAAAAUUCAAUUUCCCAAAUGAUAAAUUAACAGUGCUUUCAUCUUUUUUUAUGGCAGGUUUCAAAAUAACUCUACA
Molecule: messenger RNA, 1909 nt
Organism: Limulus polyphemus (Atlantic horseshoe crab)
Lineage: Eukaryota; Metazoa; Arthropoda; Merostomata; Xiphosura; Limulidae
Product: DNA fragmentation factor subunit alpha-like
Exons: 6
Coding region: 215-1111 (298 amino acids)
Biological process (GO): apoptotic process; regulation of apoptotic process
Source: RefSeq, a predicted model, not a curated record